Molecule: messenger RNA, 5145 nt
Organism: Gamsiella multidivaricata
Lineage: Eukaryota; Fungi; Mortierellomycota; Mortierellomycetes; Mortierellales; Mortierellaceae
Exons: 4
Coding region: 1-5145 (1714 amino acids)
Source: RefSeq, a predicted model, not a curated record
AUGAGUGAGUCGAUACCAGUCCCGCCUGACGAGGGAGAUGUGAAUAACGACGCUAUCAGAGAAAGUUUCCUCAGGAUCGAGGAACAGCGCCAUAAGCGGUUUACCCAGGACCUGGUCACCUUGGUGAAAGACUAUGGAUCAACAAUCCGGCAGGAUGAAAACAUUUUGAUCUCCGAGUACAUCACCUCCAAGCUGUCGAAUGAGACCCUAGUCAGGAAGGUCGCCGAACUCGAACAGGUAAACAGCGUCUUAAGGGCCAAACUGGACAGACCCAGUGGUAGCCCAUCAAAUCCAGAAGGAUCUGGCUCUGCGGAGGGCUCGUCCGCUGCCAUCUAUGAUCUGGAGCAGGAACUCAAGAUGGUGACUGCAGAUCACGUCCGCGCUCUGGACGAUUCAGAAAAGCUUCGCAAGACCUGCCAGGAAUUGGAACUGCGGCUCCGGGCUUCUGAGACGAUAAUCUCAAGAUUUCAGGAGGCGGAGAAGCAAUGGAUAGCUUCAGAAGACCAGCUACGUGAACAAAUCAUUCAGAGUAAUCAGGGGAUCAACGAGCUCAAAUGGCGUGCCAACAACCUUCAGAAAAUAUCCAAUGCCAAAAUCGUAGAGGCAACUCAAUUGCAAUCAAAGCUCCAGGGAAAGACGGAGGCCGAGAUUGCAUUGAAGGCGGAACUGAAUACGAUUAAGGAUGAACAUCAGGCUACCUUAAACUUCAUCAGCGAGCACUAUUCGGCCCUAGCCUCAGCUGUUGCUCAAAAGUCGGGUGUCAUGCGUACUCCUAGUAGCGCGCCUAGUUCAUUGAUACCUACAACAACAUCACCAGCGCAGGCGGGAAUGACAGUAACACCAUCUACGGAACGGGCGCACCCAAUUCUCACUAUACCCACAUUACCCUCCCGCGCUAUCCAGUCAGCACUCACCCCGCCCAUACACUCGCCAACCGACAGUGCUCACGCGGCCACCCCACCACCGUCAGCCUUCCAAACAUCCGGAUCUCCGUUUUUUCAAGCCCAGAACCAGAUUCAAAGCCUCCCACCGAUCUCGUUCUCGGCCUUGGUGACGCGAUUGGAACGGGAACAAAGCGAGUUAUGGACUAAGCAGCGGGAUUAUGUGCAGUGGUUCAUCCGCCAGCCCUUUUCGCCGGACAAGAUGGCUGAGCAACUCAAGGAGCUGGAACGGAAGCAGCUGCAAACGCUGCAGCUGUUGCAUUUGCAUCAUCAACAGCAGGUUCAACAGGCGCAGUUGCAAGCCCUUCAGAUCUCUGGCCACCCUCCAGGAACACCGCAGUAUCAGCAAUUGCAGGAUGUAUAUUCCAGGCUACUUCAGUCAUUGCAGCAAAACCAGGCUGGCCUACAGGUUCAACAUCAGAGGGACCACCAAAAGAUAUACCAGGAAGUACAUCAUCUUGUACAACUCCAGCGACAACAGCAGGAACCACCACUACAACAGCAGCAGCAGCAGCAGCAGCAACCACAACAUAAACAACUGCAACAGCAAUUGCAACAGCAACAACAACAACAACAACAACAACAACAACUGCAGCAGCAACAACAGCAACAGCAAGUACUACAACAGCAACAGCAAGUACUGCAACAGCAAGUACUACAACAGCAAGUACUACGACAGCAACAGCAACAGCAACAGCAGCAACAGCAACAACAUCAACACCAACAAUACCAUCAAUACCAACAACUACUACAACUACAGCAGCAGCAGCAGCUUCAACAGAGUCACCUACAAUUAAUGUCACCAGCGACAGUGCCGGGACAACACCAGGCGAGCAGUCAAAACUUACAAGCAGAGAUGCAGAGGAGCUUACUCGCAAAGAUGCAAUUGUCGCAAUUACCUCAGCAACAGUCCAAACAGCAGCAACAAGUCUUACAAUUGCAACAAUCGCAGCAAUAUCAGCCCCCACAACUUCAGCUCCCGCAACAGCAGGCAGCACAACAGCAACAGCAGCAUCAACAAUGGCAACAACGACCACAAGAGCAGCCUCAGCAACAACAGCAAUCAACGCUACAGCAACAACUGCCGCAACCACCAUCAGCUCAACUGCAGACACCAUCUCAGCAACAAUCGCCAAUGCAAAUGGUCUACAGUCUUAUCAAUAACCACGUAAAUGCCAAGGCAUUCAAUGACCAAUGGCGGAAAGUAUCUGAGGAAUGGAAUGCAACAAGGGCGCAGCUCGAAGUAUUGAAAGCAGCCAACAUACCUGACAACUUGCGCGCUGCAAAGGAAUUUCCCUUGGAGCGGCUUGCGGAGCAGCAGCUUAACACCAUGAGCAACCUUCGAACACAGAUAUCGGCAUUGGCAGUACAUCUACAACAGCAGGCCGCAGUCAGUACUUCCGGAGCCCCUCCCACAAGUCAACACAUAGCCAUCCAGAAUAUGGAUCAUCAGCCCGCCUUGUCCACUCAGAGAGCAUCAGCGGCACCUCCAGUCUCUCAUUCAAGCACAGCAGGGGAUACAGUGCCGUCUGUCGCUGUACCCGUUCCUGUCAGUGCACCUCCCCACGUGCCUUUGUCUGAAUCUAUGAUGUGGAACGGAACAGGAUCGUCAAGUCCACGUACUAUAACGGGCGCAUUAGGAUCUCAGACAGAAUCAGCCACGCGGUCAGAAGUCAUCAUACUGGAUCGUUCGCCUGAAGAGCUGGUCAAGGAACCAAUUGGCGCGUCAUCUGAGCAGGAAACUUCUACAGAUUCUCAGCCAACCUCAAGCGAGGGCGAUUCGCCAGUGACAGUCAAAUCGAAGAGCUCUUUGACAGGGGGGCAUGAGAGUCUGCAACAGAGCAAGGCUGAAGCCAAAGAGUCUGAAAAGGAUACAAGUCAUCUAUCGGCUGUUACCACAGAACAACACAAGUCGACGGAGGAAUCAGAGCAGAUGGAGAUUAACGCGCCAAGGACUGAAACGUUGGCGACAGUGGCACCCGAUCGCUCCCUAACUCCACCGCGAGACCGUAUUGAUGCAACGCUGAGUCUUUUAACUGCAGCGCAGGAGGCAAUCGAGCCACUACCACAGGCUUCGAUUGCGCCUCAGGGAUUUUCAGCAGCACCAUUGGCGAUAUCAGAUACCUCCCAAAAGGCACCACCAGAGCCGUCUCCAGAUAUAGCGACAAACGUCCCUGCUGCAAAGGGGUCCGAUUUCUCAGCGGAAAACUUCAGGAGGAAGAUCCAGAUAUUGACGAGAGAAGCGAACGUACUGAGCCUCACCAAAGGAUCCACUUCAAUACUUGAGAAAUCCCUUGCUUUGGAAAAGAAGCCUCACCAUGGCAGCGACAAAGCAGAUGUUCAGGAACCGGCGCCGGUAAUCAAAGCAGCAGACCCGCAUGUCCAAUCUGGAACAGCUGCCAAGGACACUGAUAACCCUUCGCCUGGAACUCUUUCCGCAAACAAGCGGCGCUUGAUCAUCGACUGGGAGGACGAUGACGAUAUGGGAGGCGAUUGGUUUGACCUCACCAGUCUCGAGGACAGGCAUUCCAGUGACCAUGACAGCAAACGAGAGUUAAAAAGAAUGAACUCUGACGAUCUUCUUAUGGAGGAGGUGGUUGCUACAGGGUCAGCAAAGUUCAAUACGCAAAAAUCUGGCCAUGGUCGAUGGCUGGUGUCCCAGGCGCGUUUGCAUUCUCAACCCGCUAUCAAGAAGCGGAAAGAGAACGAUGUGGAGAGCAAGAGUGAUGAUGUUGCGCCUUUGUGUCCGCCGGCGACCCCAGUGAAUCGACCAGCGCCCUCUGUGGCUGUAUCGUCACCUUCUCUCGCCCUACCGCCGACGUCUCUAUCUUCAUCUACAACAACUAAGGGGAGUGAAGGCACAAAGACCACACCAAACGCAGGAUUGGAACCUGCUUUGUCAUCGUCAAAGAGGGACGGUAGAGCUCCUUUGAAGAAUACGACAGCAGCAUCUAUAGGAGGCGCAGAUCAAGGAGCAGCGCAAAAAUCGUCAUUAGUCAAUUCGGCCAGCGCGUCUGGCUAUGUGCCAUCUACAACCAACCUGCUGUUUGAUCAGACGGCGCUGCCUUCUUUUAGAAAGCGGACUGUCGUAUCAACUGAGCAGUCGGAACUCUCUGCGACUGAGAAUGUCUCUAAUACAUCGAUUAAAGAGGCAAACAGUGUGGUCGUUAAUGAGUCCAACGAGGCUGAGUCCAUAGAUCGUCAAUACCCAUAUUACUAUUUCCAAAACAACCCUAUUGCAAUCGCGGAAGUCCCCAGCAUUUCAACAGUCGCUCGCCCAUUUGGACAAUAUCCUGAUCCAAGGCUGCCUAGUGCUCGACCCACGGACCCUCGUCUGGCGAGGGUACAGAAGAAGACUUCACCGGUUCCCUCCAUGGCGGCCACUACCGUCACUACCGCCGCCGCUCUCACGACUACGGCCGCAGGUUUGAGUCCUAUGACCGUAAAAGGUACUGAGGAGCCCUUGUCUGUCAACACGGCCGCGCCAGAAUCGGUGGUUCACCUUACGGGACAGCAAUCCACACUGUCAGGCGAACAGACACAUCGAGCGGACUCUGGAUUGGAUUCUGGUCCGAAUUCUGCAUUUAUGAGGUCUCGCUCAAAGUUUUUCUUCCCUCAUGUGAAUACGAAUACGAAUACGAAUGCGAAGGCUAGCCCGCCCACAGCGAAGACGACGAUGCUGACUUUUGGAAAUGAUUCUACAAAGGAUCUCGCAGCCGCAGCCACUAAUACGGAUAGAGCGAGUCAAGCACAGGGAUCGAAAGCACUUCGAUACUCGUUGCCGAAGAAACCAAUCUCUGCUGGGAACACGAGUGAACCGAAGCUAUCGGCGUUGGGAAAUGCAGGUGUGGGUCAUAGACUAUCUGGAGAUCAGGGGCAGACUGGAAAUAACCAUCAUGGUCAGCAGCGGAAACUUACGCAACAGGAUCAACAUCAACAUCAACAGCAACAGCAGCAGCAGAACAUACAGCAACAGAAACGGUUCUGGCAGCAGAGCCAGGCUUCUCAGCAACAGAAGCAACAGUAUCAAGAGAGUCCUCUCCAGCAGCGUCCUCUGCAUCAACAGCAGCAAGGGCACGGACAAAAGCAGCGACAGAGUCCGCAACAGCAGGACCAAGAACAGAAGCAACAACAGCAACAACAACAAAAGCAACGGCAGCAGCAGCAUAACACAAUCCUUCAUAAGGAAAGGUACUAUCGCUGA